UGGGGAAAUUCCUUGAGCCUUGUUAUCCCUACAGUAACUAUAGACUUCGGCAGGAAUGCGGGUGAUUAAUUUCGGGUCUGUGCGCUGGGUGUCUGGGAGACGCCGCUCUCUCACCAAACCCUGCGAACCCAGCUCGCCUAAGCAAACACCGCUCUGAAACAAAACAGCGCUUCAGCCCCGGCUCUGGGCAAGAUCAGACUUCCCUCCCUCCCUCUCCCCUCCCCUUCCUUGCCGUCCCCUCCCUCUCUGCCCCCUCCCUGCUUUUCCCCUCCCUCUCUCCGGCAGCAGCUCCGUUCUCUCCGAUCCGCCCCGGCAGCCUCACGCCGGGGCUGGGGCUGCCCGGGAGCUCUCUGCCCAUCCUGCCGUGCCCUGCCAUCCCUGCCCAUCCCUGCCCGUCCCUGCCAGCCCUGCCCAGCCCUGCCCGGACACCAAAAGUUGUGCGGAGGGAGCGCCGAGGAUGGGAGCGCAUCUGCAGCCGCUGGCCCUGCGGCUCCUGGCGCUCACUUUCCCCUUGGUGGCCAAGGGUUUUCCCGACGAAACCUUGGAGAAAGCCGCCAAGUCCGAGGGAUAUUGCAGUCGGAUCCUGCGAGCCCAAGGCACCAGGAGGGAAGGGUACAAUGAAUUCAGCCUCAGGGUGGAGGGCGACCCAGAAUUUUACAAGCCUGGGAGCAGUUACCGGGUGACUCUCUCGGCUGCCACCCCUGCCUACUUCCGAGGCUUCACGCUGAUCGCCCUCAAGGAAGGCAAGGAAGGGGACAAGGAGGAAGACCACGCAGGAUCUUUCCAGAUCAUAGAUGAAGAAGAAACCCAGUUCAUGAGCAAUUGUCCUGUUGCUGUGACCGAGAGCACACCGAGGAGGAGGACAAGGAUCCAGGUUUUCUGGACAGCUCCUCCCUCUGGGACAGGCUGUGUCAUCCUGAAAGCCAGUAUUGUGCAGAAGCGCAUAAUUUAUUUUCAAGAUGAGGGUUCUCUCACCAAAAAAAUUUGUGAACAAGACUCAGCCUCAGAAGGUGUGACCGACAAACCAAUUUUGGACUGCUGUGCCUGUGGUACUGCCAAGUACAGGCUGACUUUCUAUGGCAACUGGUCAGAAAAAACACAUCCCAAAGAUUUUCCACGACGCACCAACCACUGGUCUGCCAUCAUUGGCAGCUCUCACUCCAAGAACUACAUCCUGUGGGAAUAUGGGGGAUAUGCCAGCGAAGGUGUCAAGCAGGUUGCAGAGCUGGGGUCCCCAGUGAAGAUGGAAGAAGAAAUUCGACAGCAGAGUGAUGAGGUUCUGACAGUCAUCAAAGCCAAGGCACAGUGGCCAGCCUGGCAACCUCUGAAUGUGAGAGCUGCUCCCUCUGCUGAGUUCUCCGUGGAUCGCCACAGGCACCUGAUGUCCUUCCUCACCAUGCUGGGCCCCAGCCCCGACUGGAAUGUGGGGCUCUCUGCCGAGGACCUCUGCACCAAGGACUGUGGCUGGGUCCAGAAAGUCGUGCAGGAUUUGAUCCCCUGGGAUGCUGGCACCGACAGUGGUGUCACCUAUGAGUCUCCUAACAAACCUACAGUGCCUCAGGAGAAGAUCAGACCUCUUACAAGCUUAGAUCAUCCUCAAAGCCCAUUUUAUGAUCCAGAAGGAGGAUCUAUCAAGCUGGUGGCCAGAGUUGUCAUUGAGAGAAUUGCACGAAAGGGGGAGCAGUGCAAUAUCGUUCCUGAUAACAUAGAUGAUAUUGUGGCAGACCUAGCACCAGAGGAAAAAGAAGAAGAUGAUACCCCUGAGACUUGCAUAUACUCAAACUGGUCCCCAUGGUCGGCCUGCAGCUCCUCUACCUGUGAAAAGGGCAAGAGGAUGAGGCAGAGAAUGCUGAAAGCCCAGCUGGACCUCAGUGUGCCCUGCCCAGACACCCAGGACUUCCAGCCCUGCAUGGGUCCGGGCUGCAGUGAUGAAGAUGGCUCCACCUGCAUGAUGUCAGACUGGAUUACGUGGUCCCCCUGCAGCGUGUCCUGCGGGAUGGGCACCAGAUCCAGGGAGAGAUACGUCAAGCAGUUCCCUGAGGAUGGCUCCAUGUGCAAGGUGCCCACUGAGGAGACUGAGAAGUGUGUUGUAAAUGAGGAAUGCUCUCCCAGCAGCUGCCUGGUGACUGAAUGGGGGGAGUGGGACGAGUGCAGUGCCAGCUGUGGCACAGGGAUGAAGAGGAGGCACAGGAUGAUCAAGAUGACUCCUGCUGAUGGGUCCAUGUGCAAGGCAGAAACCACUGAGGCAGAGAAGUGCAUGAUGCCCGAGUGCCAUACCAUCCCCUGCCUGCUGUCUCCCUGGUCUGAGUGGAGUGACUGCAGUGUGACCUGUGGCAAGGGGAUGAGAACAAGGCAGAGGAUGCUGAAAUCUGCUGCUGAGCUGGGAGACUGCAACGAGGAGCUGGAGCAAGCAGAGAAAUGCAUGCUGCCAGAGUGCCCCAUCGACUGUGAGCUGACAGAAUGGUCCCAGUGGUCUGAGUGCAACACCUCCUGCGGCAAGGGCCACAUGAUCAGGACCAGGAUGAUUAAAAUAGAGCCCCAGUUUGGGGGAGCAGCUUGCCCUGAGACUGUGCAGCGUGCAAAGUGCAGAGUGAGGAAGUGCCUGAGGGGAGCAGGGAUGGAAAAGAGGCGCUGGAAGGAGGCCAGGGAGAAGAGGAGAAGCGAGCAAGCAAAGAAGAAUUUGGAUAGUGAGCAAUACCCGGUUUGUAGGCUGAAACCAUGGACUGCUUGGACAGAAUGUUCUACCCUCUGUGGAGGUGGAAUUCAGGAGCGCUACAUGCUGGUGAAGAAGAGGUCCAAAAGCACUCAGUUCACCAGCUGCAAAGACAAAAAGGAGCUAAGAGCAUGCAAUGUCCAUCCUUGUUAACAAAACACAAGGUUCCAAGUGAUGCACUCUGAGCUAAAUGGAAAGUCAACCUUGGUUUGUUUUUUUACAGCAGCAACAACAAAAUAUAAAGUGUAUAUUAGUUUUCAUUUUUUUGCGGUGUGGUUUGCUUUUUAGUCUUGCUGGUGCAAGAAAAAAUAUUUUAUAAAUAUUUCCUCACGGAUUUAUGCUGAGAGUAAGUCUUUGGUACUCCAGCCAGCCCUUGAUGCAUAAAAAUAGUAAAGUCAUGGUGAGUUAUUUAACUAAAAUAUAGACAUAUCUGUGGACAUGGAAUAGCCAUACAGAAAUACCACUUGUAAAGACAUGGGAUGCAUGCAUAUUAACAAAACUCAGUUAAAGUGACAGAAAGUUUCAUCUGUGGGAGGAUUUCUCUCUAGAUUUGAUUUUGAAAAUCCAAAGCAGUGCCUCUGUGAUAACACAACUAUGCCAAGGAGUAAUUUCAGUAAUGCUGGUUCAAUAACAUUAAAGGUGCAUGUUUAUCUUUUUACACUGUUGGGUUAAGCUGAUAGUUAUUACAAUAAUAAAAAUUAUAAUCCUAAACACUUUUAUUCACAUGGAUGCUGUGGUCCAUGCAAGAAGGUCUUUUUUUUUCUUCCAAACUUAAAAAAGAAAUAAUUUUUGCAGCUCAAUAGUGAUGUCUGACCAGCACACAAUCACAGUCAAGACAGCACAUGAAGAAAACAUGCAAAUGUCAUAAUAUGUGUACAGCCCACCAUUGCCUGUCAAGAUGGACACAGAGCUAGAAGAAACUGGUCCAGAGUGUUGCAACAGCUGUGCCACAGGAUGUCUUCCACAUGAGAGACACUAAAAAUUAGAUUCAGGUUCACAAGGAUCUUAUUCACAGGUGAAGAGGGAGACAGGUUUAUAAUAAAACAAAAAUGGUAGAGGAAAGGUGAGCCAGGCUUUCUUGCAUCCCUUAAAACUGAAAUGAGCCUCUGAAAGGAAACAAUGACAGUCUUAAAAAAAGCUGAUUACAGAUUGGCACAAGAUACAGAAUACUAUUUCAGCAGUGUCAUUUAUGUCUUUUUUACUCAGAGUAUAAGGUAAUCUAAAAAUUACUAAAUUCGUGAGAAGUACCCAUUUGUGGGUAUCCUAGCCAGGUUAAAUGCCCUCCCUGACUACUUGAGUGAUUAAACACCUGCUUUUCUGAGAUUAGAAAAUGCCUCCUCACUCUUCUAAUAGCUAUUUUUCCACUCCUCCUGCAAAAUUCAGCUCUUGUCCCUGCAGAGAGUCAGGUGUAAUCAGGGCCCCACUUGUUAUUGGAAUAGAUUUUCCUGUGGUUUUGUUUUUCUGUAACAAUCUAACACUAAGAGGGGAAGGUGAUGGGUUACCUUUUGGUCCAGGCAAGGCAGCACACCCCAAUGUCUCUACAGAAUUAAGAGCAAUGCACUGAAAAUAAAGAUUGUUUGAUCCUGACUCUUAAGCUUGAGAGAAGUGAAAGGAGAGAGUUUGUUUUUUUUAAUGGUCUCUAAACCAGCCUUAAGUAAUUUACUCACUUCCUUAACACUUGGUCACUACCCUGAGGAGCUGACAGCUGGGUUUUUAAUGCUGCUGUGCACCACAACCCUCUGAGCUGUUCAUCUUCCCCACCACCAGCACCUGGGGAUCCUUUGUUCCUGAACAGCUCGCUGGCUGCUGGCAUUAAUUGUGGGGCUGUUCAUCGGCCACUGAACACUGCAAGGGCUGCUCAGGACUCCCACAGCCUCAUCCCAAUCCCUCUCAAGAUAUUUCACUGCUUUCUGCGGAUUUGGAGUGGAGGAAAGGCCGGGGAAAUAAUGGAACCCUGUCCUGCUGCUGCUAAAUGAAAUGGGUGCAUACCCAUAGCCAACCAAACCAGGAGAGAAAAAAAAAAAAACAACAAGAUUUUAAUGCUAAAACCAAACAUUUCACUUUUUGCAUCUUGGCUCACUUGAUAAUGUUAAUUCAGAUAGUUUGCCUCCUUUUGCCUGUUGAAAAUCGUGCAGUUUAUGUCUCUGCAGCAUUGCCAUCACCGCAUAGCAGCAAGACUGUCCCUCUCUAAUGCAUUUAGGGACCUUACAUUUCACUUUUGUGACCAAAAAUAAAGAAAACCCAACAAAAAAAACCCCCAGUGGAAUGAUACAGGUGCUGGAGGAGUGACCAGCUGAGCGUAUUUUGGGUGAAGAAACUGCAGAGGAGGCCACAGUGAUCAAUGCCAGGGGCUCAGCCAGGGCAGAGCCACAUCCCUGGGUGAGCUGGCAGAGGGUGUCCCAUUCACUCAGAAAAGCAAUCUGUGGCCAUAAAAUGUGUGGCAGAGUGCUUUCAAAGGCUUUGAGGGAACUGUGAGCUGGGGCAGAGGGAGCAGAAGUUUCUCCUGAAUGGAAAAAAAAUUUGCUGAGUUCAGGAACCAGGUUUAUCUCAUCAACCCUGAGCACUUGUUCAAGCUCACCUUGCAGAACCGUGCCUGUUUCAGCAAAUAAUCAGUGAAACCCAGCGUUGUAUUUUCAUUUUCACAUUUGUUCCAGUUCAUCGAGCUGUUUUGUCUACUAAAUACUCCCUUUGCCAAAGUCCAAGAACACUUACAGAAAACAUACAGCACCUUUCUGAACACGCUCACAAAAUUGUCCGUUAAAACAAUCUGGCAUUCUUUUCUCUGUGCUUCUCACUAAUUUGAUUCUCCACAUCUCCACAUCCUUUUUUUUUUUUUUUU
Messenger RNA from Ficedula albicollis (Collared flycatcher), 5552 nucleotides. RefSeq names its product spondin 1 (gene SPON1). NCBI's taxonomy places the organism in Eukaryota, Metazoa, Chordata, Aves, Passeriformes, Muscicapidae. Bases 458 to 2866 code for a protein of 802 amino acids. Gene Ontology annotation, cellular component: extracellular matrix. The record is from RefSeq and is a predicted model, not a curated record. The transcript has 16 exons. Gene Ontology annotation, biological process: cell adhesion.